CUGAUGCGAGUAUAUGAUGCGAGUAUGAUGUUCUUUUAUGUUUCCCUUUGUAAAGUGCUUUGAACUGCCAUGUUGCUGAAAUGUGAUUUACAAAUAAACUUGAUUGAUAUGAUGCAACUGACCGUUCACACAGACCAGUCGUAAUCAACAUUGACAGGGAUUUGAGUUUGGUCAGGGACUCCAAUACAAUUUUUUUUUUAAUUCCUUGACUGCCACCCUGGAUCAGAUCAGAGCAUGCCUUUUUAUAUCAGUACUGUUCACCCCAUGCUAAGACGCUGAUCAUAUUACAUAAUGCAACCUUGAGCCUUCCAAUAUCUUUGCCAGUGAUUGUAGAGAAUAAAGUUGUAGUCCAUCAUGUAUAGCUUCUAAAAUCUCAGUCUCCUUAACUGUUCGAUUUUCUUUUACUUGUUUGCAUCAGACGGAGGUUGUUAAAGGACCGUGUGGCAAUGUGGGGAUGACGUUCAGGCACAUACCCGCCUUGGAAGGUGAUGCAGUCUAUGUCAGCAUAGAAACGGUAACACCCAACUCUCCUGCAUCCCAGGCUGACCUACAGAAGGGCGAUCGCCUCAUUGCUAUUGGAGGAGUGAAAGUGACGUCUUCAGUUCAAGUGCCCAAACUGUUGAAACAGGCAGGAGACAGGGUGGUGGUGUUAUAUGAGAGACCAGUUCGCCAUCAGACUCCUCCUUUAGGAAACCUUGGGACUCUACAGGAGGGACUUGGUCAGCUAGAGGAAACCGGCUUCACUCCCCAGCCAACAAGUUAUGAGGAAGACCCAGCCCCCAUCUCCAAUCUUUCUGAUAUAUCUGACAACAAAGACAUGGACUCUGAGUUUGAGGAGUUGCUUGUGGACACCAAACUCAACCAGCCUAGUGGACCUACUAUAAGUAACACAAAUAUCAGUGAAACCAAGGAGGACUUCUUACUUGCUGUUAACCAAAGUCCUAAAAGAACAGUGGCCAACUUGGCUUCCAAGCCCCUUGGUACUAUAUCACCCAUACUGAACCGAAAGUUAAACCUUGUCGGUCUGCAGUCUCCGCUAAAGCCCCAGCCCAAAGAAUCGCCCAAACCCUCACCACAUAAAACCAGCAGUGAACCAGGUGAGAGUGUGCAUCGGCCCACUGUUCUUCCUCCACCUCCUCCUUCACGUCCCCCGGUGCCACCAAGACCACAGAUACGGUUGACGUCUGCAUCCUCAGAAACCAGUCUUCUGGAAGGUGUUGACUUGGUUACAAACACUGUCGUUACCACCACCAGUGCUUCUGAAAAAUCGUUAGACAAGAUUUCAGUUUGUGGAACCACUGAGGAUAAGAGUGGCACAGAGAAGACGAGCAUCAAGCAGUCUGAAGGAAAACAGAAUACAAAAGCAGCAGACGCCAGUGAUGAGAUUCUUAGUUCUUGCUCUGUUACCAGCAGCAAGGCAGAUCAAGCAAAGGACAAAGUUUCAGAAAUUUCCUUUGGCACAAGAGACAGUCUAGAUGACCACUCACUCUGGGAAUCCCCAGAAACUAUAUUUAGUAAACAUACAGCAUGCUGGUCCAAGGCCUCUGUGGUGUUUGAGGUGGAGACUCACCAUAAGUAUCUCAAUGUGGCCCUGUGGUGCAAAGAUCCCUUUAAGUUAGGCAGUUUGUUGUGCCUGGGUCAUGUCAGCCUCCCAUUGGAGCAUGUGGCACUGGAAUGUAUGGCUACAUCUUCUUCAGAGUACCAGAGCAUCUUUAGGUUGGGGCCCCCAGAGCCAAAAGCAAAUGUCAGCCGCACUGCACUACGCAAUCUCAGCACGCACAAGGGUUUCAAUGAAAAGCUAUGCUAUGGAGAUAUCACCUUAAACUUCUGUUACUUGGCCGAGGGUGAGUUAGAGUGUCCGGUGGGCUUGAUCGAACGGGAGCGUGAGGGAAGCCUCCACGAUGAGGAUUUGAGAGAGAAAGAACCCAAUCCCUCUGCGCCACGUGAUGAUUUGGCUUACAGCACUAUGCAGUCACAAGAAGUCCGUCACAACUUCCACGACACGCAGUUCCAGAACCCUACUUGGUGUGAAUACUGCAAAAAGAAAGUUUGGACGAAGGCAGCCUCGCAGUGUAUAAUUUGUUCCUACGUUUGCCAUAAGAAGUGCCAGGAUAAGUGCCUUGCUGAAAGUCCUCUCUGUGUGGCAACGGCUGAACGUCGUGGCGCUGAUCCUGAAGCCAAAUCCACCAUGAACCGGGCCACAGGGUUAACGCGUCACAUCAUCAAUACCAGUUCACGUCUGCUUAAUCUUCGCCAGGUACCCAAGACACGACUCGAGCAGGUGACCGAUGCGGUGCCUGGAGCUGUGGAACCGUCACCCAAGCAAACGCCCAACACAUCUGACAACGAGAGCAGUGACACUGAGACAUACACUAGUGGAGCAAGCCCAUCAAAGCAGCCAACUAGCGGCAGUGGCACCAGCAAACUUGUACGAAAGGAGGGCGGACUGGACGAUAGCGUCUUCAUCGCCGUAAAGGAGAUCGGCCGGGACCUGUACAGGGGCCUGCCCACAGACGAGCGCUCGCAGAAGCUGGAGCUGAUGCUGGACAAACUCCAACAAGAAAUUGACCAGGAGCUGGAGCACAAUAAUGCUCUUAUGAUGGAAGAGAAGGAGGCCACGGAUUCACGGCGAAAGGCCCUCAUCUGUACUGCUCUGGCCAAGUCAGGUGAGAGACUUCAGGCCCUCACUCUUCUGAUGAUCCACUACCGAGCAGGCAUAGAGGACCUGGAGUCUGUGGAGAGUAUGUCUCCUUCAGAGCAGCAAGGAUUCAAAAGCAAAGCGGAGAGUCUGGAGGAGGAAGUUCUUAUGGGACCAGAGGUGUAUGACAGCGACAUCUGCAGCCCUGUGGAGGUGCCGUUGAUGGAUGAGAUCAGUGAGGAGCAGAUCUGUGUGGAGGCACUCCACUAGUACCAAUUUGGAAAGAGAUGAAAACGUAACAUGUGGAUUGGGUUUGGGCUUUUCAGCAAGGCAAUGUCCCAUUUAUGAUUUUGAUACUGAGGAUUUUGUCCAGUCCGUCCUAAACACACGGGCGUUGAGGUAUUUUCACUCUCACCUUUUUAUUUUAUUUUUCUUUAAUGUUAAUGAAAUUACGGUUUUGAGAUUUCACUACUGAUGUUUUUAUUUUUGAUCCCAUUGCAAGACCUAGGUUGUCUUUUGUUUUCAUUGUCUGUGCUAAGUGUUUGUUUUUCAGGUUUGUUUGAUUUGUUUUGUUUUGUUUUACUGCAACCCUUGUAAUCUUACUUUGAUUGGAGGUCUUUGCAAAAUUUGCACAUUUCUUCAUUUUUUGAGGGUGGAGAACAGUAACGUUUAAUGAUUGUUCACUUUGAGAAUUUGCCUUGAGAAACAGGCCAAUCUGAAGUACGGAUGAGGAAUCGUCCAUUCGUCCACUAACCUAUGAUUGCAUUCAUCCUUCCUUCUUGUUUCGAUUAUAUUUUUCCCAAUAAAUGUGAGAAUUUUGGCAGCAGCUCAGCCUGCUGCAACAGUUCCUUUUAAUAUUUGUUACAAUGUAUUUAUGCACUGGUGGUACUUUUUUUUUUUUCUCCUUCUUUAAUUGCUUGUAACUAAGUUUAUUUUGAGUAAUUAGUGGUACAAGAUGGAAUUGUCCUGGCUGCUGAUUUUAAUCUAUUCCUCUGCUCAUUAUUAUUUAUUGGACUUCCAACAUCUUGUUUUGUGCAGAAUACUUCUCCAUCCUGGACUUCACUAUGACUCUUUUACUUUAUUAUACAAACCAUUAUGGAUGCAACAUCAGAAAUCCUUAACAGUUCACCUCAUUUCUCUGAAUAAAUGCUACACCCGAACGCAUGUAGAUGUUAAUUCAAGCUGUUUGCUUUCAUUUAUGUAAGCGAAACUAACUUCAUGUGGAUUACACUCUUUUUGCUUUAGGAUUCUAGCCCAGAUGAAUGUAUAUUUGUUUAGUGGGUAAUGUGUGCUUACAGCUUUGUUUCUCAACCUUCUUUAUAAAACUAAAAUCCGCGGUGCAGCUCAUGGCAGCCAGCUACAUUUUUUUUCUCCCCCCCAAACUCAACAUGUUUUGCAUCCGAGAUCAGUUAGUGCGGCUGGAAAUGAGACGUUCACUAUGGGAAAGAAGUUUUCCUAUUUUUGUGCUACCAAUGCAGCUCUUGUUGGGUGACCAGUAGAAACUGCAGCUUCCCAUGCAGGUGUUACGACGCAUUCCCCUCUUGGAAUGAAACAAUCAUAGCAAGAUGCUGAGCUAGAGGAAAAAAUUGAAAAGAAAAAACAAAACAACUAAAACAGACAUUUGGGAACAGGCUACUGCGUUUUAACAUUCUAUGAAAAGUAGUUGAGGGAUUUUUUUUUGGGUGGGGGGGUGAAUUUUAAGGGAGGGUGAAAAUUUUUCCUUCUGUGUUGGUGGAAUUAGGUUGGUGUCUCUCUUUAUUGACCACGAACAAACUAAAUAUGUUCUUUUUUUUUUUUUUUUUUGCACAAUUAUUUGACCAAAGAUGGAGUGAUAUUUGCAGAGUGAUGUCCUGCCCAUGUUCACUUAGUCUUCUGCUGUGAGGCUGAAGACGAAACACACUUGCAGCACAAAGCUUCCUCUUUGUGUUGUUUCCAUAAAACGACUCACUUGCUUAGGAAGUUCGUAGAAAAUUAACAAUUAAAUGAGCAAGUGUUGCCCAAAAUGCAACAUUCAUGUCCAAGAGAGAAUUAAUAAGCCAGAGCCAUAAAAAGCAAAAUGAUUCUUUUUUCUUUUCUUUUUUUUUUUUUAAGAUUCCUGCUUACUGCUCCACCUCCAACUCCCUUUGCAGAAAUUUUUCAAAAGUGUAUUUGGUUUUUGUUGCAUUGAAACUGAUGAUCAGGAAUAAAUCCCAGAUUCUGUGAUCUGUUCUUUAAACUGUGGGGGGGGGGAGGAUUUUGUGAAGUGGUGAACUCCCGAAAGAGUAGUUGACUUUAAACUGUACAUCCCUCCGUUGGGCUGUGAAGCAAUGUUCUCGCUUCUGCUGCUUAUUCUGUCACAAAGAACGCUUCUGCCCUCAUCGUCCCUCAGUGGCCGAAUGACUGCCCACCACAGCUUUCAGCAGGUCAACAUGGUGUUUGUUCUUUUUUUUUUUUUGGUGUGUAUUUUAAGGGGUGUUAUAUAAAGUUUUGGAGAAAGACUUGUAAUGAAGCUUUAUUGUACAUAGCUUAAAUAAACAGGAAUAAUUGAAUUCCAA
Messenger RNA from Poecilia latipinna (sailfin molly), 5172 nucleotides. Its product is annotated as PDZ domain-containing protein 8. Gene Ontology annotation, cellular component: mitochondria-associated endoplasmic reticulum membrane contact site. The transcript is spliced from 2 exons. Bases 455 to 2908 code for a protein of 817 amino acids. The record is from RefSeq and is a predicted model, not a curated record. Gene Ontology annotation, molecular function: protein binding. Gene Ontology annotation, biological process: mitochondrial calcium ion homeostasis. NCBI's taxonomy places the organism in Eukaryota, Metazoa, Chordata, Actinopteri, Cyprinodontiformes, Poeciliidae.